Messenger RNA from Symphalangus syndactylus (siamang), 3678 nucleotides. It is a transcript of the gene CDH8, whose product is annotated as cadherin 8. The record is from RefSeq and is a predicted model, not a curated record. Gene Ontology annotation, molecular function: beta-catenin binding; cadherin binding; calcium ion binding. Gene Ontology annotation, biological process: multicellular organism development; adherens junction organization; homophilic cell-cell adhesion. Gene Ontology annotation, cellular component: catenin complex; synaptic cleft; adherens junction. NCBI's taxonomy places the organism in Eukaryota, Metazoa, Chordata, Mammalia, Primates, Hylobatidae.
GGGCUCGCACGCCGGAGCGCUCAGCCCAGAAUUAGUGGAUUUAUUUGGAAUCUCCCUGCCUCCUCCAAGCUCCGCCGCCGCCGCCGGCUUGUGCAUAGACGGUAGCGUCAAGACACCAGCUGCACUUUGGGCUGCGGACACCCAGAGCCCAGCGCUCCCGCCCCGCGUCUCCGCACCAAGCCCUGCAGCUCCGAGAGGCAUGAACGGAAUCCGAAGGCGCCUGCCCAGCGCCAGAGGACCGGUCGGCGCUUGCUGCCCUCGGGAGCUGACCCCGAGCCCCUCCAGCCAUUUGUGAACCAGGAGGCUUGACAUUCGCCAGCGCAGGGCCCCACAAGAGAAAUUUCAAUGAAAAGAAAAGCCAAUGGAUUGUGGUCUUAGAAAAGCUGCUUAGAUGAUGUCUGUUUCCCGUGCUAUAGACACGUGGCAGAGCUGUAAGUAAAUGCUCGGCACUGCAUGAUGAAUUGGAUGGCUGCAGACCGGAGACAAAAAAAAUAAUUGUCUCAUUUUCGUGGUGAUUUGCUUAACUGGUGGGACCAUGCCAGAACGGCUAGCGGAAAUGCUCUUGGAUCUCUGGACUCCAUUAAUAAUAUUAUGGAUUACUCUUCCCCCUUGCAUUUACAUGGCUCCGAUGAAUCAGUCUCAAGUUUUAAUGAGUGGAUCCCCUUUGGAACUAAACAGUCUGGGUGAAGAACAGCGAAUUUUGAACCGCUCCAAAAGAGGCUGGGUUUGGAAUCAAAUGUUUGUCCUGGAAGAAUUUUCUGGACCUGAACCGAUUCUUGUUGGCCGGCUACACACAGACCUGGAUCCUGGGAGCAAAAAAAUCAAGUAUAUCCUAUCAGGUGAUGGAGCUGGGACCAUAUUUCAAAUAAAUGAUGUAACUGGAGAUAUCCAUGCUAUAAAAAGACUUGACCGGGAGGAAAAGGCUGAGUAUACCCUAACAGCUCAAGCAGUGGACUGGGAGACAAGCAAACCUCUGGAGCCUCCUUCUGAAUUUAUUAUUAAAGUUCAAGACAUCAAUGACAACGCACCAGAGUUUCUUAAUGGACCCUAUCAUGCUACUGUGCCAGAAAUGUCCAUUUUGGGUACGUCUGUCACUAACGUCACUGCGACUGACGCUGAUGACCCAGUUUAUGGAAACAGUGCAAAGUUGGUUUAUAGUAUAUUGGAAGGGCAGCCUUAUUUUUCCAUUGAGCCUGAAACAGCUAUUAUAAAAACUGCCCUUCCCAACAUGGACAGAGAAGCCAAGGAGGAGUACCUGGUUGUUAUCCAAGCCAAAGAUAUGGGUGGACACUCCGGUGGCCUGUCUGGGACCACGACACUUACAGUGACUCUUACUGAUGUUAAUGACAAUCCUCCAAAAUUUGCACAGAGCCUGUAUCACUUCUCAGUACCGGAAGACGUGGUUCUUGGCACUGCAAUAGGAAGGGUGAAGGCCAAUGAUCAGGAUAUUGGUGAAAAUGCACAGUCAUCAUAUGACAUCAUCGAUGGAGAUGGAACAGCACUUUUUGAAAUCACUUCUGAUGCCCAGGCCCAGGAUGGCAUUAUAAGGCUAAGAAAACCUCUGGACUUUGAGACCAAAAAAUCCUAUACGCUAAAGGUUGAGGCAGCCAAUGUCCAUAUUGACCCACGUUUCAGUGGCAGGGGGCCCUUUAAAGACACGGCGACAGUCAAAAUCGUGGUUGAAGAUGCUGAUGAGCCUCCAGUCUUCUCUUCACCGACUUACCUCCUUGAAGUUCAUGAAAAUGCUGCUCUAAACUCCGUGAUUGGGCAAGUGACUGCUCGUGACCCUGAUAUCACUUCCAGUCCUAUAAGGUUUUCCAUCGACCGGCACACUGACCUGGAGAGGCAGUUCAACAUUAAUGCAGACGAUGGGAAGAUAACGCUGGCAACACCACUUGACAGAGAAUUAAGUGUGUGGCACAACAUAACAAUCAUUGCUACUGAAAUUAGGAACCACAGUCAGAUAUCAAGAGUACCUGUUGCUAUUAAAGUGCUGGAUGUCAAUGACAACGCCCCUGAAUUCGCAUCCGAAUAUGAGGCAUUUUUAUGUGAAAAUGGAAAACCCGGCCAAGUCAUUCAAACAGUUAGCGCCAUGGACAAAGAUGAACCCAAAAACGGACAUUAUUUCUUAUACAGUCUCCUUCCAGAAAUGGCCAACAAUCCGAAUUUCACCAUCAAGAAAAAUGAAGAUAAUUCCCUCAGUAUUUUGGCAAAGCAUAAUGGAUUCAACCGCCAGAAGCAAGAAGUCUAUCUUUUACCAAUCGUAAUCAGUGAUAGUGGAAAUCCCCCACUGAGCAGCACCAGCACCCUGACAAUCCGGGUCUGUGGCUGCAGCAAUGACGGUGUCGUCCAGUCUUGUAAUGUUGAAGCUUAUGUCCUUCCAAUUGGACUCAGUAUGGGCGCCUUAAUUGCCAUAUUAGCAUGCAUCAUUUUGCUGUUAGUCAUCGUGGUGCUGUUUGUAACUCUACGGCGGCAUAAAAACGAACCAUUAAUUAUCAAAGAUGAUGAAGACGUUCGAGAAAACAUCAUUCGCUACGAUGAUGAAGGAGGAGGGGAGGAGGACACAGAGGCUUUUGACAUUGCAACUUUACAAAAUCCAGAUGGAAUUAAUGGAUUUUUACCCCGUAAGGAUAUUAAACCAGAUUUGCAGUUUAUGCCAAGGCAAGGGCUUGCUCCAGUUCCAAAUGGUGUUGAUGUCGAUGAAUUUAUAAAUGUAAGGCUGCAUGAGGCAGAUAAUGAUCCCACAGCCCCGCCAUAUGACUCCAUUCAGAUAUAUGGCUAUGAAGGCCGAGGGUCAGUGGCUGGCUCCCUCAGCUCCUUGGAGUCCACCACAUCAGACUCAGACCAGAAUUUUGACUACCUCAGUGACUGGGGUCCCCGCUUUAAGAGACUGGGCGAACUCUACUCUGUUGGUGAAAGUGACAAAGAAACUUGACAGUGGAUUAAAAAUAAAUCACUGGAACUGAGCAUUCUGUAAUAUUCUAGGGUCACUCCCCUUAGAUACAACCAAUGUGGCUAUUUGUUUUAGAGGCAAGUUUAGCACCAGUCAUCUAUAAACUCAACCACAUUUUAAUGUUGAACCAAAAAAAGAUAAUAAAAUAAAACAGUAUAUGUUAGGAGGUUAUAAAUCUUGUGGAGUGUGAACUAAGUAUGUGGAGUGUCUAGAAGUCCUUGGAUAUUUGAUAUUUACCUGACCACCAGAGACAAAGAUUGGGAUCCUGGCUAAUCCUUAGAUAAAUGGUUUAAAUAGAGGAAAAAAUCAUAAUUAAAAGGUGCUUUCUUAGAAAAAAAAAUACGGACAUGCAAGGAAUCUGCUGCUGAUAUGUGUCUUCUGCAAGGAUUUUUAUGAAUGCAAAUGGUUUUUUCCCCUUCACCAAUAAGGAUCCCGCCACAAAUGAUAAAGCAAUACUUGGUCUGCUGUACGUUAUAACUUUUUGGAGUUUUCAGAGGCCUCCUAGAUUAUACGGUACGGUGACCAUACAUUGUACAUAAUUGUUGGCCCCACUCACCAGAGACUGAAUAGCAUCUUUAAAUAUUGUGUCAAGCCUUAAAAUAUUCACAUGUUCGUAAUCCAUUCCAGGGUGGGGCUUGCCAAUUCAGUGGUGGGAGGAGAGAAAUCCCAUUCAAACAUGCUUGUUUUCUAGAAGCAGGAUUCCUCGUUCCCUCCUCUUCAUCUUG